CGCAGGGAAAACACACUGCUCGCAUGGACAUCACCUCUCCGGAACCGCCACCUGGGCCUGCAGUCCCCUCAGCUGCAGGAAAUUUGAGACGCUCACCUCGCUCGAGUCCACGAACUCUCGCAGCUCUUGACGAGCAUCCGCCGCGACCACUAGUACCGACGUUCCUGGGUGAAGGACUCACGAAGACAGGCUCAACCUCCCGUGCGCCCACUCCUGGCACUGUGGCAGGGACGUCUCGACCGAUGUCCUCACAUGGAGCCAGCUUCAGUGACUUUGACGGGUCUCAGCUACUGGGAGGCCCGCAAGUACCGCGUUCUCCAGACUUCAACAGGCCGCUCAACGUGACGGACGCGUUGAGCUACCUCGAUGCUGUGAAGAUGCAGUUCCAGGACAAGCCAGACGUGUACAACCAUUUUCUGGACAUAAUGAAGGAUUUCAAGAGCCAAGUGAUCGACACGCCUGGCGUCAUCGAACGUGUAUCUAUGCUGUUUCACGACAACCCCUACCUGAUUCAGGGAUUCAACACCUUCCUCCCUCCCGGCUACCGCAUCGAAGUGUCGACAGACCCGCGCAAUCUGGACACGAUCACGGUGACGACCCCUAUGGGUAUCAUGACCCAGAACAUCUCGGCCUAUGGAGCCCCUGUGAGGAUUGCUCGAGACCCUAUGCUUCCUGCUCCUCCUGCCAUGAUCCCUCUCCCUCAGCAACCUCCAUUUUCUUCAGCACCGCCGCCAGUCCUUCCAGUCGGCAUUGGGAACGGUUCAAGACCAGCUACACCAUCCAGGUUGCUCAGCCACCCUCCCGAAUACGGCUUCUCCCCGUCAGUCAUGUACUCUUCGCCUUCAACAGCAUCGCAAACAAACGCCGCGGCGACGUUCCUCGGGAACAUGGGCAACAGACAAGAUACCACCUUGCCGGGGGAGUUCAAUCAUGCUAUUCAGUUUCUGAAUAAGAUCAAAGUGCGCUACGAAGAUGAUUCUGAGACGUACAAGCAAUUCUUAGAAAUCCUUCACGCUUACCAGAAAGAACAGAAGCAUCUGCAAGACUCACAAGUAUAUGCUCAGGUGCAGAUGCUUUUCAAGGACGCACCGGAUCUAAUGCAAGAGUUCCGCGACUUUCUACCCGAGGCGUUCGGGCCAUCUGCACAACAAGUGGGUCUGGUGGGUAUUCUACCUCAACCGCCGAAUCCUUCCAGCCCCUGGGGACAAGCGGACGGACCUCCGUCGACCUCUGCCGAUAAGAGUACAAAGGCUCCGAGUAGGCGACGCAAGCGUGUUGCUGAGAAGGAGCCGGCCGGUGGACGGGUAGUUAAACGGGCGAAGCCGAACCAGAAACCCGAACCGCAAUCGCCGAAGUUCGCGCCGUUUCCCGUCGCUGCGUCUCCGCCGCCCAAUGUGCCGGGUCAUGUUGUCAUGCCAGGUCCGCAACCGCCUCAACAAGGACAUCCCAACUUCCUCAACCUCUAUCCGCCGCUGCCACCUACGGCUGAUCCCGCGGUCACUUCGAUCGCGCCUCGUGAAGAGACUUGGUUCUUUGAUCGGGCCAGAAGAGCUCUGGAGGGCGGCGGCACGUACGAGGAGUUCUUGAAGCUCCUGAAUCUGUUCGCAAGGGACAUCAUCGACACGAAAACGCUCAUUGAACGGGCGGAAGUAUUCCUGGAUGGCGAACUGAUGAGGCAGUUCAAGGAGUUCAUUGGUUGGGACGACAAGGUCGGGCAUGCCGACCACGGGCCUCCGGGCAGCGUGCGAGUUACCGAAUCAGAUCCGCAUAUUGCUCGGUCUCCAGACGAUGGUCAGGGGCCGAGCUACCGACGGCUGCCGGAGAGUGAGAUCCAUUUGGCCUGCUCUGCCCGUGGUCGUCUCGAGUGGUCUGUGCUCAACGACGUCUGGGUCUCGCAUCCUACGUGGGCUUCGGAGGAUUCCGGGUUCGUCGCGCACAAGAAGAACUCCUUCGAGGACAUCAUUUACCGGGGUGAGGAGGAACGACACGAGUACUCCGUGCACUUGGAGGCUCUCUCGCGUACUAUCACCGUACUGGAGGCCCUGGACGCGCGGAUAGAGGAUAUGACACCUGAGGAGCGUGUGCAGUUCAGGCUGAAGCCGGGUCUCGGCGGGUCGGCACCUCAGGUGUAUGAACGCAUUUUCAGGAAAAUCUACGGACGGGACAACCUCAAGGAGGUCAUGAAGGCACUGCAGGACUGCCCGAGCGUGUCCGUCCCCGUUGUCCUCAGACGUCUGAAGCAACGCGACGAGGAGUGGCACCGCGCUCAGCGCGAAUGGGGCAAGAGCUGGCGAGAGGUGGACGCUAAGAACUUCUACAAGGCGUUGGACCACCAGGGCAUCGUUUUCAAGGCCAACGACAAGAAGAGUAUUACCGCGAAGCAUUUUGUGCAAGACAUCGAGUCGAUCAAGACUGCGCAGGAGAAAGCACGCGAGUUUGAGGCAGGCCCAUCCUGGGUGCGAGGCUCACUCGGGCCCCAAUUGGACUACGAAUUCGGAGACAUCGGCAUACUGCAAGACUGCCUCAAGUUGACCUUCUGCUUCUUGGAUCAUUCAUCGGCGCAAUAUAGCGUGGCGGAGAGGCGAAGCGUCGAGCGCUUCCUACGCGCAUUCAUCCCGGUCCUCUUCAUGCUUCCGGCUCAGGAAUUCAAUGCUGCCUGCGGACCAGUCGAACCUGGCCACGAGGACGAUCUCGCGGAAGACCUUGCGGUGAGCGACGGGGCAGAUGACCAGACAAAGUCCAGUCGGGACCGUCAGGGCAGACGCCCCCAGUCUGCGGGUGUUUCUGCGGGCGACUUGCGGAAGAGAUUGCUGAAAACUGCCCAGGAGAGAUCACCCAGGGGCAGCCCUCAGGCGCUGUCCGUCAAGUCUGGCGCUUUGACGAGGUCGGUCUCACCGGCGCCGAGUGACGGUCAUCCUACGUCCAACAAGGGCAAGGGUUCGCGGUUGAAUCAAGAGCUUGACCACGACGAACCUGACUUCGCUCUUCCGGAAGACAUAUGGAUACAGGAAGCGGUCAUGCAUUCCGGGGUGCAGGCGGGUGCGGAGACGGUGACGAGACGGCCGUUCUUCGCCAACACGACAUUUUACACAUUGUUGCGCCUACUGCAGCUACUCUAUUCGCGUCUUAGCAUGUGCAAGCAAAUUGGCGCGCAGAAUGCCGCAGAAAAGCACUCUUCGCUGCUCGCUAAUCCUGCCGCGGUCCAAUUGGGACUAGAUGAGCCAAAUGGGCCUGCAACUGUAUUGGCUCAAGCGGCUGAAGCAUUAGGUGAGGCUCGCUCGGGAGAAGAACCUAAUGUGCUAUACUUGUACUUGCUCGAUGCUUGUGAGAAGGUGUUCGACAAUGAGCUAGACCAAACGACCUUCGAGGAACACAUGCGGUGGUUCUUUGGAACGAAGGCUUACCACCUCUUCACCCUGGAUAGGGUGAUUAUCGCUACCGUGAAGCAGGUACAAACCAUAGUGGGCGAUAACAAGUGCCAGGAGCUUUGGUACCUACUACAGCGGUCGCGAGGCGCGGAGGCGAUUACGGCCCAUGACACCAUCCGUUAUAGAAGAGAGGCCGAACAACACGUUGGAUCAGAUGAUAACCUCUACAGGUUCGAUUGGGACGCAGAGACACAGAAUCUAGUUGUUCAGCUGCUGGGUUCGACGGAUCCGAGCACAGAGGAAGACAAGUCCCCGGCGGGACGAUGGCGGGAGUAUGUUGCAACGUACGUGUCGGAGCAUCCGACGGAGUGGGUGCCUGCGGGCAGACCGAAGAGCAGACCACUAUUCCUGCGGAGGUAUGUAAUGAGAACGCUCUAUUCUCGUCCUGCGCUGGCGGUUAUGUGCAUGCUGACCUCCGCCCGUUGGACUACGUAUUUAUAGGAGCGUGAUGGACGCCGCCGAACACGGAGAAGCUGUGCACGAGCAGCGGGGGAUGUGUGUACACGUGCGCGCGGGGACGUACCAGCUUGUUUACGGGGCGGGGGGCGAGGACGUGCUGUGGCGGGUGCGGCGGGGGGACGACGAGG
Messenger RNA from Fomitopsis serialis, 4015 nucleotides. RefSeq lists its product as uncharacterized. Gene Ontology annotation, cellular component: Sin3-type complex; chromatin. Gene Ontology annotation, biological process: negative regulation of transcription by RNA polymerase II. NCBI's taxonomy places the organism in Eukaryota, Fungi, Basidiomycota, Agaricomycetes, Polyporales, Fomitopsidaceae. Gene Ontology annotation, molecular function: transcription corepressor activity. Bases 24 to 3869 code for a protein of 1281 amino acids. The record is from RefSeq and is a predicted model, not a curated record. The transcript is spliced from 9 exons.